Messenger RNA from Carica papaya (papaya), 2593 nucleotides. RefSeq names its product transmembrane and coiled-coil domain-containing protein STS1-like. NCBI's taxonomy places the organism in Eukaryota, Viridiplantae, Streptophyta, Magnoliopsida, Brassicales, Caricaceae. The record is from RefSeq and is a predicted model, not a curated record.
UCAGGUUUCUUACGUAUGUCGCGCUCAGGUUCCGAUGAAAGACAGAUUCAAGUUCUCGCACCCAGGACGGAGAUUUCGGAACAAGCCAGGUGGACCGGCCGUUGAUCCCGUCUUUGCUGCCUCCGGUUCGCACUAAGACGUUGUCGUUUUACCCGGCUCAUCAUCUUCAUGUCAGUUUCCAGCAAGGACCUUUCAUUUCAAUGGAGCCCCAUACAAAACGAAAAACGACCGCUUCAUCACGAUUCAAAAAUUGAAAAAAUUAAAAAAAAAAAAAUUGCAAAUACUCCUAAAAUUCGUAUCAUGGAAUGGAAUUUCUUAAAACAAAGAGCGCACUUCCGCAAAUGCCUUGAAAAUUGACCUCUCUGUGGUUCUCUCUCUUUCUUUCCUUCCGACAAGAUAACCCAGUCCAUGGAAACAACGACGUCGUGUUUGUCCUCCACGCAGAGGUACGCGGCCGGGGCACUGUUCGCUAUCUCUUUGCACCAGGCCCAGAUCCAUCAAUCCCAUCCAUUGGGCUGUCCUCCCGACGAAGGUGAUGAACCCUCCGGGGAACGAACCAGCAGCUGUAGUCGAAGCAGCAAUAGCAGCGGUAGCGACUCGGUCUCCGAGGACCCCGGCCUUUGGGUUCACGAGAAGUCGGGCCUCCUGCGACCCGUAUUCAGGUUUUUGGGGAUUGACUCAGCUGCAUGGCCUGGACUUGAGGAAACAGCUGGAUCAUCUCCGGCUAAGAAUCAUAUUGGAGCAUUCUUGAGGUUGCUAUCAGAGGAAACUAGUGAAGAUUCGGAGAAGGGGCUAGCGCUGUCAAAAGCCGUUGAUGCCAUGGCAAGAAGCAUGGAAAGUUCUGUAUCUUCUGAGUCUAAGAAGGAAAAGCGCCGUGCAUAUGAACAUGAAUGUCGUGAGAAAUAUUCUGUUGCCGAGGUACAAUCAAACACUGAAGAGGUGGAUAGGCACUCUGAAAGUCUACUGGAGGUAGAAAGUAAUACACAUGAUCCUGAUGAAUUCCGUGUCCAUGGGGAUGUGUUUAAUGAGGAACCUGUUGAGGAUGUAACAACCCUAAGUUACGAGAGAAUGAAUGUUCUCUAUGAGCUUCUUUCAGCUUGUUUGGCGGAUAAAUAUGAAGAUAACAACCAAAAAAUUACCCAGAAAAGAAAGGGCUAUGAUGCUCGGCAUCGUGUGGCUUUAAGGUUACUAGCAACUUGGCUUGAUGUUGAGUGGAUAAAAAUGGAAGCCAUCGAGACAAUAGUUGCAUGCUCUGCAAUGGCUUUAGCAAAAGAAAAAGAAACAAAGGAAGAAGAAACAAGUUCUCCAAAAAACAGUUGGGAGAAAUGGAAGCGUGGUGGCAUCAUUGGUGCUGCUGCAUUAACUGGAGGAACUUUAAUGGCCAUCACUGGUGGAUUAGCUGCUCCAGCAAUUGCUGCAGGAUUUAGUGCUCUGGCUCCAACAUUGGGCACUCUUGUCCCUGUGAUUGGAGCAGGUGGGUUUGCUGCUGCUGCAAGUGCUGCAGGAACUGUUGCUGGUUCUGUUGCUGUUGCUGCAUCAUUUGGAGCUGCUGGCGCUGGACUUACAGGGAGUAAAAUGGCUAGAAGAAUCGGAAGUAUUGAUGAAUUUGAGUUCAAAGCUAUUGGAGAAAACCAUAACCAAGGCCGGCUAGCAGUUGAGAUCUUAGUCUCUGGAUUUGUCUUUGAGGAGGAAGAUUAUGUAAGGCCUUGGGAAGGGCGGGAUGACAACUUGGAAAGGUAUGCGCUGCAAUGGGAGUCUAAGAAUAUAAUUGCAGUGAGCACUGCAAUUCAGGAUUGGCUUACUUCAAGACUUGCUAUGGAGUUGAUGAAGCAAGGAGCCAUGCAUACGGUAUUAAGCACACUGCUUGCAGCAUUUGCUUGGCCUGCUACGUUACUUGUAGCUGCUGAUUUCAUAGAUAGCAGAUGGGCAAUUGCUGUGGACAGAUCAGAUAAAGCAGGAAAACUACUAGCUGAAGUGUUACUGAAAGGCUUGCAAGGGAACAGGCCUGUUACACUCGUGGGUUACUCACUUGGUGCACGUGUGGUUUUCAAGUGUCUCCAGACUCUGGCUGAGACUGAACAUAGUGCUGAACUUGUUGAAAGAGUUGUUCUUCUUGGAGCACCCAUCUCAAUUAAUAACGAGAAUUGGGAAGCUGCAAGAAAGAUGGUGGCUGGAAGAUUUGUGAAUGCUUACUCAACAAAUGAUUGGAUGCUUGGAGUUGCUUUCCGUGCAAGUCUGCUCACGCACGGACUUGCUGGAAUUCAACCAAUUGAAAAUCCUGGUAUUGAGAAUGUUGAUGUAACUUCUUUCAUUGAAGGCCACUCGUCCUAUCUCUGGAUGACGCAGCAGAUCCUUGAGCGGCUGGAACUGGAUGCUUAUUUUCCUGUUUUCAAAAGCACUUCUUGAAAGUAGUAGUUUUUACACAACUCUUUCUUCUCUCCAUUUUUCUUUUGUAUCAAAAUGGGAAACUCAAAGCCAAAUGAGACUUCUUGUAUGUCCAGCCAUGAUUAAGCUUUCUGGCUUGCCUUUUGUAUAAAACCAUAUACUCAUACUUUUUUGUUAUAUAUCAUUUUAGUUGCCUGUUUCCAUUGAA